GGGGAGGGCGCGGGGGCCGCGGGGCGCGGAGCACGGGUCUGCGGCGCUGCAGCCUCCGGAGGGCCAGCCUCGCCGAGCCCGGGGCUGGGUCUGCGCGGUGGCGAGGCGGCAGCCCCACGCACACCAAAGAGGAGGCGGCUGUGGCGGCAGCGGCGGCCCCAGCCAUGCUGUGCUAUGUGACGAGGCCGGACGCGGUGCUGAUGGAGGUGGAGGUGGAGGCGAAAGCCAACGGCGAGGACUGCCUCAACCAGGUGUGCAGGCGGCUGGGAAUUAUAGAAGUGGAUUAUUUUGGACUGCAGUUUACGGGUAGCAAAGGUGAAAGUUUAUGGCUAAAUCUGAGAAAUCGGAUCUCCCAGCAGAUGGACGGGCUAGCCCCUUAUCGGCUCAAACUGAGAGUCAAGUUCUUCGUGGAGCCUCAUCUCAUCUUACAGGAGCAGACUAGGCAUAUCUUUUUCUUGCAUAUCAAGGAGACGCUCCUGGCGGGUCACCUGCAGUGUUCUCCGGAGCAGGCAGUGGAACUGAGCGCCCUCCUGGCCCAGACCAAGUUUGGAGACUAUAAUCAGAACACUGCCAAGUACAACUAUGAGGAGCUUUGUGCAAAGGAGCUCUCCAGUGUCACCUUGAACAGCAUCGUGGCAAAGCAUAAGGAGCUGGAGGGGACCAGCCAGGCCUCUGCCGAAUACCAGGUGUUACAGAUCGUGUCGGCGAUGGAGCACUAUGGCAUAGAGUGGCAUUCCGUGAGGGACAGCGAAGGGCAGAAACUCCUCAUUGGGGUUGGACCUGAAGGAAUCUCCGUUUGCAAAGACGACUUCUGCCCAGUUAAUAGGAUUGCGUACCCGGUGGUCCAGAUGGCCACCCAGUCCGGGAAGAACGUGUACUUGACCGUCACCAAGGAGUCUGGGAACAGCGUUGUGCUCUUGUUCAAGAUGAUCAGCACCAGGGCAGCCAGCGGGCUGUAUCGAGCCAUAACGGAGACGCACGCUUUCUACAGGUGCGACACGGUGACCAGCGCCGUCAUGAUGCAGUACAGCCGAGACCUGAAGGGCCACCUGGCCUCUCUCUUUCUGAACGAGAACAUUAACCUGGGCAAGAAGUACGUCUUCGAUAUUAAGAGAACGUCAAAGGAGGUGUACGACCACGCCCGGAGGGCCCUGUACAACGCCGGCGUGGUGGACCUCGUUUCGAGAGGCGACCCCAGCCCCCCGAACUCCCCGCUCAAGGCCUCGGAGGGCGGCCUGAACUGCAGCAGCUGCGAGGGCCUCAGCUGCCAGCAGACCAGGGCGCUGCAGGAGAAGCUGCGCAAGCUGCGGGAGGCCAUGCUGUGCAUGCUGUGCUGCGAGGGCGAGAUCAACUCCGCCUUCUGCCCUUGCGGCCACACCGUGUGCUGUGAGGCCUGCGCCGCCCAGCUGCAGUCGUGUCCAGUCUGCAGGUCGCGGGUGGAACACGUGCAACACGUCUACCUGCCGACCCACACCAGCCUCCUCAACCUGACCGUGAUCUGACAUGCUGUGCAGUUAACUGGACAGGCCACGUUUCUGUGAACUGCACUAUCACACAACUAGAAAGCGACCGUGGAGAAAAUAAGUACUCCGACACCCAUCCGCCAUGCAACGUU
This is a messenger RNA of Hyaena hyaena (striped hyena), 1615 nucleotides long. RefSeq names its product myosin regulatory light chain interacting protein (gene MYLIP). The transcript is spliced from 7 exons. Gene Ontology annotation, biological process: ubiquitin-dependent protein catabolic process. Gene Ontology annotation, molecular function: cytoskeletal protein binding; ubiquitin-protein transferase activity. The coding region runs from base 165 to 1502 and encodes 445 amino acids. Lineage: Eukaryota; Metazoa; Chordata; Mammalia; Carnivora; Hyaenidae. The record is from RefSeq and is a predicted model, not a curated record. Gene Ontology annotation, cellular component: cytoskeleton.